Messenger RNA from Brassica oleracea var. oleracea, 2230 nucleotides. Its product is annotated as dynamin-related protein 1C. The record is from RefSeq and is a predicted model, not a curated record. The transcript has 16 exons. Lineage: Eukaryota; Viridiplantae; Streptophyta; Magnoliopsida; Brassicales; Brassicaceae. Gene Ontology annotation, molecular function: microtubule binding; GTP binding; GTPase activity. Gene Ontology annotation, cellular component: membrane; microtubule; cytoplasm. Bases 162 to 2006 code for a protein of 614 amino acids.
CUCUGCUCCAUUGGUUCUUUCCCAGAUUCAUCAAUCUCCCCUACCGCCUCGAGAGAUUUCAAAUCCACCGUCCGAUAACCUCUCCUAGCUUCCGUUCGAUCUGGAUCCAAGCGUCGGUGCGAGGUUUCGCUGAAUCUUCGAUCCGUUCCAGGGAAAAGAAAAUGGCGACGAUGAAAAGUUUGAUAGGUCUGAUUAACAAAAUCCAGAGGGCGUGCACUGUCCUCGGAGAUCACGGCGGCGAAGGAAUGUCGCUCUGGGAAGCUCUCCCAACCGUCGCCGUCGUCGGUGGCCAGAGUUCCGGAAAGUCUUCAGUUCUCGAAAGUGUCGUGGGGAGAGACUUUCUGCCUCGUGGAUCUGGUAUUGUUACUAGGAGGCCAUUGGUGUUGCAGCUUCAUAAGACCGAGGACGGAACAACCGAGUAUGCUGAGUUUCUUCAUGCUCCUAGGAAGAAGUUUACUGAUUUUGCUGCUGUGCGAAAGGAAAUCGAGGAUGAAACUGAUCGUAUGACUGGGAAGUCCAAAGCAAUCUCAAACAUCCCAAUUCAGCUGAGCAUAUAUUCGCCUAAUGUUGUUAAUCUGACGCUCAUAGAUCUUCCGGGUUUGACCAAGGUUGCUGUAGAGGGACAACCGGAAAGUAUCGUCGCUGACAUUGAAAAUAUGGUCCGCUCUUAUGUUGAGAAGCCAAAUUGCAUUAUAUUGGCUAUUUCUCCAGCUAAUCAAGACAUUGCUACAUCAGACGCUAUAAAACUUGCUAAAGAAGUUGAUCCUACAGGUGAACGGACUUUUGGGGUGGCAACCAAGCUUGAUAUCAUGGAUAAAGGAACAGAUUGUCUAGAUGUUCUUGAGGGAAGGGCAUACCGUUUGCAACAUCCCUGGGUGGGAAUUGUGAAUCGUUCACAGGCUGAUAUCAAUAAGAGGGUCGAUAUGAUUGCUGCGCGGAGGAAGGAGCGUGAAUAUUUUGAAACAAGUCCUGAAUACGGGCACUUAGCCAGUAGGAUGGGAUCAGAAUAUCUAGCAAAACUCUUGUCUCAGCACUUGGAGACUGUCAUCAGGCAGAAAAUCCCCAGUAUUGUUGCUUUGAUCAACAAAAGCAUCGAUGAGAUCAAUGCAGAGCUGGACAGGAUUGGGAGACCUAUUGCGGUAGAUUCAGGGGCCCAGCUUUACACAAUUUUGGAACUUUGUCGCGCAUUUGAUCGUGUCUUUAAGGAGCACUUGGAUGGAGGACGACCUGGUGGAGACCGAAUUUAUGGAGUUUUUGACCAUCAAUUACCAGCAGCCUUGAAGAAACUUCCUUUUGAUCGACAUCUCUCUACCAAAAAUGUUCAGAAGGUUGUUUCAGAAGCAGAUGGUUAUCAGCCACAUCUUAUUGCUCCUGAACAAGGAUACAGAAGGCUCAUUGAUGGAUCCAUUAGCUAUUUCAAAGGACCAGCUGAAGCCACUGUCGAUGCAGUGCAUUUUGUAUUGAAAGAGCUGGUCAGAAAGUCGAUUUCUGAAACAGAGGAGCUGAAGCGAUUCCCAACUCUGGCAAGCGAUAUAGCAGCAGCUGCAAAUGAAGCUCUUGAAAGAUUCAGAGACGAAAGCAGGAAAACAGUUCUGCGUCUGGUGGACAUGGAAUCCAGCUACCUCACUGUUGAGUUCUUCAGAAAACUUCACAUGGAACCGGAGAAAGAGAAACCAAACCCGAGGAAUGCCCCACAGCCAAACGCAGACAUAUACUCCGACAGUCACUUCAGAAAGAUCGGAUCCAACGUGAGUGCAUACAUAAACAUGGUCUGCGACACACUAAGAAUCUCUCUCCCCAAAGCUGUUGUUUACUGCCAAGUUAGAGAAGCUAAGAGAUCGCUCCUCAACUUCUUCUACGCUCAAGUCGGCAGGAAAGAGAAGGAGAAGCUGGGGGCGAUGUUGGACGAAGACCCACAGCUGAUGGAACGAAGAGGAACAUUAGCCAAACGGCUCGACCUUUACAAACAAGCUAGAGACGACAUCGAUGCUGUGGCUUGGAAGUAAGGUGUGAUCAAAAAGGUUUCCUAAGAAAUAUUCUUUAUAUCUUUUAAUUGCUUUGCUCGUGUGGGCACUUAUGUUGGAAGUUCUAACCUCCUAUCCAUUGCUGCACACGCAUACAGACGAUAACUCGUAUUUUCUUUUGCCGCUAAUAUUUGUUUCCCACUUUUUUGGUUUGUAUUUAUGAUUCUUGAAUACUGUUUUAGAACGGUUGAGUCGUAUUUGAUGUC